AUGAGCACGGCAGGCAAAGUUAUUAAAUGCAAAGCAGCAGUAAUGUGGGAAGCCAAUAAACCCUUUUCUAUUGAGGAGGUGGAAGUUGCGCCACCAAAAUCACAUGAAGUUCGUAUAAAGAUCGUGGCCACAGGGAUCUGUCGCUCUGAUGACCACGUGGUAACUGGUUGUAUGGUUAUGCCUUUUCCAAUAAUUCUUGGCCACGAAGCAGCUGGUGUUGUGGAGAGUGUUGGGCAGGGAGUAACUUCAAUCAAACCAGGAGACAAGGUUAUUCCACUCUUUGUUCCACAGUGUGGGGAGUGCAGCAGUUGCUUAAGCACCAAGGGUAAUCUGUGCAGUAAAAACCACAUUGGUUCAGCUGCUGGAUUCAUGCCCGAUGGCACCUGUAGAUUCACCUGUAAAGGAAAAGCAAUUCACCAUUUUCUUGGUACAAGUACCUUCACUGAAUACACAGUAGUGCAUGAAUUUGCUGUAGCCAAAAUCGAUUCUGCUGCUCCUCUGGAAAAAGUUUGUUUAAUUGGCUGUGGGUUUUCAACUGGCUAUGGGGCUGCUGUGCAGACUGCCAAGGUGGAACCAGGCUCCACCUGUGUCAUCUUCGGCCUCGGAGGAGUUGGCCUUUCUGUUGUCAUGGGCUGCAAGGCGGCUGGAGCUUCCCGCAUCAUUGCCGUUGAUAUCAAUAGCGACAAGUUUGCCAAGGCCAAAGAGCUGGGAGCCACAGACUGCGUCAACCCUACCGAUUUCAAGAAGCCUAUUCACGAAGUGUUGAUUGAAAUGACCGGCAAUGGUGUGGACUACUCCUUUGAGGUCAUUGGCCGUACCGAAACCAUGGCUGCAGCCUUGGCCUGUUGCCAAUACAACUACGGAGUCAGUGUGAUUGUGGGAGUGCCCCCUGCAGCACAAAAGAUCACUUUUGACCCCAUGCUCCUCUUCACUGGUCGCACCUGGAAAGGGUCCGUCUUUGGAGGCUGGAAGAGUAAAGAUUCAGUCCCUAAACUGGUUGCUGACUACAUGAAGAAAAAAUUUGUUCUGGAUCCAUUAAUAACCCACACGCUUCCUUUCACUAAAAUCAAUGAAGGAUUUGAUCUGCUAAGGACAGGGAAGAGUAUUCGCAGUGUCCUGGUGUUUUAG
Pygoscelis adeliae (Adelie penguin) is the source of this 1128-nucleotide messenger RNA. Its product is annotated as alcohol dehydrogenase 1. Gene Ontology annotation, molecular function: zinc ion binding; all-trans-retinol dehydrogenase (NAD+) activity. The coding region runs from base 1 to 1128 and encodes 375 amino acids. Gene Ontology annotation, biological process: retinoic acid metabolic process; retinol metabolic process. Gene Ontology annotation, cellular component: cytosol. NCBI's taxonomy places the organism in Eukaryota, Metazoa, Chordata, Aves, Sphenisciformes, Spheniscidae. The record is from RefSeq and is a predicted model, not a curated record. The transcript has 9 exons.